UCGUUUAGAACACGCGCCAGAUGUCAUUUUCCCGGGAAUCUGUGAGAAAAUUUGGGAGAAAUAAAUAUGUACAGGGAGAGAACGGGCAGAUGCAGAAAGAAAGAAGAUGUUGAGCAGCAAAUGGAUUACUACAGUGGCAAGCAUAUGGAUCCAGUGCACCUGCGGCGGAUCCUACGCCUUCGGCGUCUACUCAUCGGUUCUCAAAUCUAGCCAAAGUUACGACCAAGCAACGCUCGAUACCGUCUCCGUGUUCAAAGACAUCGGAGCCAACGCCGGUGUCCUCUCCGGCCUCCUCUACUCCGCCGUCGCCGUCCAUCGCCGCCGCCGCUGCCGUGGCAACCAUCAGGCCUCUUCCGUUUCUUAUCUCCUCAGUUUUGGUGGACCGUGGGUGGUCCACGUGGCAGGGGCGAUACAGUGCUUUGCUGGCUAUUUUCUUAUAUGGCUGUCCGUCACUGGAGUCAUUCAUCGGCCAGCAGUGCCGCUGAUGUGCUUGUUCAUGUUCAUCGCCGCUCACGCUCAGACCUUCUUCAACACUGCUAAUGUCGUCACCGCCGUUCAGAACUUCCCGGAUUAUGGCGGUACCAUCGUCGGUAUCAUGAAGGGCUUUCUUGGUCUGAGUGGGGCAGUGUUAAUCCAAGUGUACGAUGCAUUAUUCGAAGGCAAUCCGAGCAUUUUCAUUCUGAUGCUUGCGUUGCUGCCGACUUUCAUCUCCCUCUUGCUGAUGUGUUUGGUUAGAAUCGAUGAAAGAGACACACAAGGCAACAAGAAGCAGUUGAAUCGUUUCUCCACUGUCGCUCUCCUUGUUGCUGCGUAUCUUAUGAUCGUGAUAAUCUUGGAGAACAUCUUUACUUUUCCGUUAUGGGCACGCAUCGCUACUCUCAUACUUCUUUUGCUUCUGCUGGCUUCCCCUCUUGGAAUCGCAGCCAAUGCCCUUAAGGAUGAAUCAGAGAUAUCAUCACAAGGGUUGGUGUCCGCCGAGAGGAGCCCAUUGCUGAGUGACAAUGGGUCCCUACAGUCUGAGAGGUGGUCUUCAGCUGCAGGGGAUCCUAAAGAACAUCAUGCAGCAGACGAAGACACCCCAAUGCUGCAGGAUGAGGAAGACCUGAAUGUUGUGCAAGCAAUGCGGACUGGAAACUUCUGGUUGUUGUUCAUAGCCAUGGCAUGUGGAAUGGGGUCCGGGCUGGCUACAAUAAAUAACAUCAGCCAAAUAGGAGAAUCUCUUGGUUACACUACAGUGGAGAUAAACACUCUGGUUUCUUUAUGGAGUAUAUGGAAUUUUCUUGGCCGUUUUGGAGCUGGAUAUGUAUCGGAUAUUCUGCUGCAUAGAAGAGGCUGGGCAAGGCCAUUGUUGAUGGUCAUCACCCUGGCUACCAUGACUAUUGGCCAUGUGAUCAUUGCCUCUGGUUUUGAGGGGAAUUUGUAUGUGGGUUCAGUAAUAGUAGGGGUUUGUUAUGGUUCACAGUGGUCAUUGAUGCCCACCAUCACUUCCGAGCUAUUUGGUGUUGGGCACAUGGGUACUAUCUUCAACACCAUUGCCAUAGCCAGUCCUGUUGGCUCUUACCUUCUCUCUGUUAGAGUAAUCGGGUACAUCUAUGACAAGGAAGCAUCGGGCAAGCAGAACUCAUGCUCCGGCACUCAUUGUUUCAUGUUAUCAUUUCUGAUCAUCGGAUGUGUUACUCUUUUUGGGUCACUCGUUGCUUCUGCAUUGUUCUUCCGAACAAAGAGGUUCUAUAAGUUGGUUGUACUUAGAAGGCUAAACCUUUCUCUGCAAGACGAUGACAGGUAGUAGAGGCAGUAUAUACUAUGGUGUUCAAAGUAUGAUUCAUUGUUUAUUUGUAAGCCAGUUGUUGCUUCCUCUGUUUUUCUGAGGGAAGACACGAAAACAAAUGUAAUUCUUAUUCCAUCAUCUUGAUAAUUUCCCAGGAGGUUCAAUUCCUUGGUUCUGAUUCA
This is a messenger RNA of Vitis riparia (riverbank grape), 1950 nucleotides long. RefSeq names its product protein NUCLEAR FUSION DEFECTIVE 4-like. The transcript has 2 exons. The record is from RefSeq and is a predicted model, not a curated record. Bases 107 to 1786 code for a protein of 559 amino acids. Lineage: Eukaryota; Viridiplantae; Streptophyta; Magnoliopsida; Vitales; Vitaceae. Gene Ontology annotation, biological process: transmembrane transport. Gene Ontology annotation, cellular component: membrane. Gene Ontology annotation, molecular function: transmembrane transporter activity.